Molecule: messenger RNA, 1266 nt
Organism: Betta splendens (Siamese fighting fish)
Lineage: Eukaryota; Metazoa; Chordata; Actinopteri; Anabantiformes; Osphronemidae
Product: RING finger protein 212B-like
Exons: 13
Coding region: 251-1072 (273 amino acids)
Biological process (GO): protein sumoylation; homologous chromosome pairing at meiosis; reciprocal meiotic recombination
Cellular component (GO): synaptonemal complex
Molecular function (GO): SUMO transferase activity
Source: RefSeq, a predicted model, not a curated record
ACUAAAAUCUUAUAAAAUAUUAACUUUCACCGAAAUAAAUCACUUCCUUGAUAUUUGUCGGCGUUGUUUUAAUUCAGUGGCUUGUAUAAACUUUACUAAUUUGUACCUCUACAACUUGAUUAGAAAGUUUAUCAGUUAGUAUAUUCACGUAUUUGUAAUUUAAUAUUGACAAAGGCUAAACAUUAAUAGUGAUAUUUUGACAUACCUUUUAUUUUUAAAAGUCAGUGAUGUAAUCGUGAACCUGUUAGUCAUGAGAGGAAAACAACAUAUGGUUUAUACAGUAGCUAGGAGGCACGGCUUAUUAAAGAUGAACUGGUUCCACUGUAACCGGUGCUUCACCAAAAGAGGGAGCAAGUUUGCUGUGUCCAGUUGUGGCCACAUCUGCUGUGAGGCAUGCAUUACUCCCAAGCAAUGCAGUGUGUGUGGUGUCAGUUGUAGUUAUCUGGCCAUCACUGAUGAGAUGAAGCCACAGGAAAAAUUGUACUUCAAGGACCCCAUGGAGCUCAUCCAGUUACGGUUGGAGCACAUAUCACAGAUUGCACUUUUUCAGAGGACACAGAUGGAGAUGAUCACAGCUCACUUCAAGCAUAAGUUUAGUGAACUGGAACGGCAUCUAAAGGAAGUAACUGAGCUGGACCACAGGAAACUGGGCAAGCUGAAAGGUGAGAAUGCUGAAUUAAAACAGCAGCUUUUAGAGCUCAAAAGAGAGAAUGCUGAAUUAAGGAAGCCACUUUCUCAGAUGAGGGUUUCUCGUGGGUCAUUCCAGAUAGAUGGCAGUCAAAGGGUGUCCCUCCCUGUGGCUGUCACCCCCCCAGUUACCCCUCAUUCAAGAUCUAUUAGUUACUUAGGUUCAUCUGAGUCCCAGGGGUGGGCCAGAGACCGAGGUCCCAGUUUGUCCUCCCUGACAACUCCUGGACCAGCUGCCUCUGUUUCCAGACACAGUUCUCUUCAGGAAAACUUACACAGAACACCUACAUCCUUCAGCAGCAGUGCAAGAACACAUCGGCAGACUCCUAAUGCUUUCCAGUUCCACUUCACCAGUGACUUAUCAACACAGUCCCCUAGUAUGUAAUGUCAAUUCUGGAGAUGUUUUGUCAGUGUAGGAGUUUUUGGUUUUACUUUGUUUUGUCUAAUUGAUUUCGUCUUGUUUAGUUUUUUAAUUUCAGUUUAUCUGUGAUCAUUUAGAAAAGAUGUUAAACCAAUGUUUACAUGGACAGUGUUCUGAAUUUACCAUGUGCUUAAAUGAAUUAAACUUAAUUAAGCAAA